Molecule: messenger RNA, 3991 nt
Organism: Pipra filicauda (Wire-tailed manakin)
Lineage: Eukaryota; Metazoa; Chordata; Aves; Passeriformes; Pipridae
Gene: NALF2
Product: family with sequence similarity 155 member B
Exons: 3
Coding region: 17-1360 (447 amino acids)
Biological process (GO): calcium ion import across plasma membrane
Cellular component (GO): plasma membrane
Molecular function (GO): stretch-activated, monoatomic cation-selective, calcium channel activity
Source: RefSeq, a predicted model, not a curated record
CCCGCGCGCCCGGGGCAUGAUCCGCGGCGCCUGGAUGUCCCCCCGCGGGGGCGCCGCCGGCGGGGCCGUGUGCUGCGCGCCGCGCCGCAGCGACAAGCCGGUGGCCGACCCCGAGCGGGCGCAGAAAUGGCGCCUCUCGCUCGCCUCGCUCCUCUUCUUCACCGUGCUCCUCUCCGACCAUCUGUGGCUCUGCGCCGGGGCCAAGCUGCGCGCGCGGGAGCGGCCGCGGGGCCGCGGGCCGCGGGCGCUGCUGGCGGCCGAGCCGGCGGGCGGCAGCUGCGAGGCCCUGCUGGGCAACCUGAGCCGCGGCCCCGGCGGGCCCUGCCCCGCCGCCCGCGGGGACCUGGACUCGGCGUGCGCCCGGCUGCUCGCCCCGCAGCGCCCGCGGGCCCCCGGCGCGCCCCUGCGCUCGCCCCCCGCCGCCGCCGCCGCCGCCGCCGCGCCCUUCUUCGCCUCGCCCUCCUCCAAGAGGACCUUCCUGCAGGCUUACUUCAGGAACUUCAACCUCUCCUUUUGUGAUACUUACACGAUCUGGGACCUGCUGCGGGAGAUGGCCGGCCCGGACGGCCUGGACUGCAGCCUGGACAACCUGAUGGUGGACCUGGUGGUGGCGGCGGCCGGGGCGCUGGGCGGGGAGGCCUGUAGCAGCUGUGUCCAGGCGUACCAGCGGCUGGACCAACACGCUCAGGAAAAAUACGAGGAGUUCGACCUCUUGCUGGAGAAGUACUUGCAAUCGGAAGAGUACUCGGUCAGAUCCUGCCUGACAGACUGCAAGGCUGUCUACAAGGCCUGGCUGUGCUCCGAGUACUUCAACGUGACCCAACAACAGUGCCGACAGCGGAUCCCAUGCAAGCAAUACUGCCUGGAGGUGCAGACCAGGUGCCCCUUUGUGUUACCGGACAAUGACGAGCUGAUCUAUGGAGGUUUGCCUGGCUUCAUCUGUACGGGGCUGCUGGAGAACCAGCUGCCCGAAGAGGAGGCCAAGUGCUGCGAGGUGCAAUGGGACUCCUGCGACCACCCCCCAGACAGCAACGACAACACAUCCCCCAAAUCCACGGCGUCAGAGUCACUCCAUUUCCACCGCCACGACCCCCACGUCCAUCACCAGCAGCAGAACCACUACCAUCUCUACCACCACCACCAGUACCACCAGUACCACCAGCCCCGCUCCCCGUCCUUGCUGCCGGUCUCCGCAGGGUCUCGCCUCGGCAGCAGCAGGAUCAGACUGUGUGUGCUGGUCCUGAUGCUUCUCCACACCAUGGUGUCCUUCUCGAGCGUGCACGGCGGCGGCGGCGCGGCCGGGGGGCUUGGCCUGGAGGCCCUGCCUGCCCUGGAGGAGAGCGUGGCACGGGACGAGUGACACGGAGGGCAGGGCCGACCUCCACUGAGAACGCCAGAUCUUUUUCCACUAAGGGGGGCACAUGCUAUUCCUCCAAUGGGAGGCACGGGAUUGGGGGUGACGCACACACCCCCCAAGAGCUGCUCGCGCGGGGCAUCCCCGUGAUGAAGAGUCUCUAACGCGCACAGGGCUGCGGGACCCGGCGCUGAGAAGGGUUCGGUCAGUGGCAGCGGGGCAGGGACGGCACGAGGGUGGGGGGAUGGAGGGCAGGGGGUCCCUUGGGAAGGAGGGUCCCCGUGGGACUGCUGAGUGUCUCCUGGCUGCUGCCGCGAGUGCCUUGGGCGCCCGCGCCUUCCCCGCCCGCGCCGUGCCAGGGUUUGGUGGGUGGCCCAGCCCUUGUUCCUUUUCUCCUCGGUCUGUGAAUCCCAAGGGAGCAGGAGGAGGGGCAGCACCUCCUGGCACAGCCUUGCCCCCCCACUCCUGUCCCAGGGAAAACCCACCAAUUCAAGGCAGAACCACCCUCGUGGGGCGCAGCAUCCUCGGUGUGGCAUUGCCCUCGCUGAGGGGAUUUGGGGCAGCAGUGGGAUGCUGUGACACUUCACUGUGGUACCACUCGGGGUUGGUCUCAUUGCAUCCCAGCCUGCUCCUCCAGCCUUGCCUUUCCUGUUCCUCUGUGCAAGGAGGUGGAGAGGGAGGAGGCCCAGAGCAGGAGGGAUAUCCCCAGCAUUCCACAUCCCACUUUGCCAAGUGUCCUGAUGAUUUGGUGUAACCUUUUUUGUUGUCCUUUUUGGCUGGUUUCUGUGAGGAGUUAGGGAGAUGUGACUCCAGCAGCGCAGGCUAAGGGAGGGAGUAACAGUUGGAUGCAGGGCAUCCCAAAGGCAUCCUUCCAUGCUUCCCAGCUACAAAUCAUCGACUGGAUGGCAGGAAGACUGGGCAAAAGGGCUGGAGAAACCUGCCCUUUUGUAGAGAGAGUCUCCCACACAAAAAAAGAGACACUAACAAAGCCCAGCUGGGGAGGAGAGUUUUUGUGAAUACUUCCUAUCCAUGGAUACCCCCAGAUCAGGAAAUUUCUGGGAACCCAGCUGGGACAGCUGGACUCAGCUGGUCAAGGUGCUGGCUGGUGCAGUCUCAUUCAACUCACUUGGGGUGUUUUUAACCUGAGCUCAGUGUAUCCAGGGAUUCAGCCCCAAACAGACAUCAGAUCCCUAGGAUCUGAUCCCCAGAUCAUUUCCUAGGAAAUUCCCAAUUCUCCACCCACCCACUAGAGCUGUUCCCAGUGUGCAUGCUGUGAGGUGGUGCCUGGGGAAUGGCACUGCCCCUCUGGGCUGGGCACCAGGGACCAGGGUUUGUCCUGGGGUGGGCAGGGAAGAAGGAGGGGGCAUUUUAGCAUGAGGUCAUGGUUUGGAUGUGGACCUGCUUUUUGCUCCAAGAAGAGGUGGGAUGCUCCCUCUCUUUCCAGGCUGGCUCUUGAUGGGGAACCUACAGCCCUGGGUGGAUCACUGCAGCCCGGCUGGGAGGCAGGAGUGGAGCAGGAGGAAUGUCCUGCUGCAUCUCAAACCAAUCCCAAAUAUCUGCAAGGGUCUGAGAAGUCCCAGUGUUGAGGACUGUAGGAAUUUUGUGGUUUCUGGUCCGUUGAGUUGAAGCAAAACCAAGCAGAGCCCCAUGAGCAAAGCUACUUCCUGCCCGGCUGGAAGAAGGAAGUACCGGGCAUCUCAUGGGAAGGACAGGUUUCCUGAUGUUUCCAGCCCAUUUCCAGACCAAAGAGGCUCUGAGAAGCAGCUGAAUGUUUGAUUCCUGCUUUGACUUGAAUCUCAGAGCUUUGGGGUGAUGUUUACACGCUACCAGUUGCCUGUUAACCAAAGUCCUGCAGAGACGAGGCCUGUGAUCCUGCUAUCCCGUGGUUCUGGGGGUGGGAGAGGUGACGCUUAUGGAAAACGUAGAGUGUUUCCCGAACAGAUUCCUUUGCUGUUGCUAUCCAGAAAAGGUAGGAUGAUUCUCACUUUACUGCUCCUCAUGGCAUCCUUAUAUUUUCAGCCUAGUUUACACCGACCUGAGAACUUGGACAUGGAGCAGUUCCACGAAGAGGGAUCCGAGCCCUCAGAUUGCCGUGAGCAGUGUCCUGUGGAGCUGCUCUGUCGAGGAGCAAAAGCUCCCAGGCAGGCCAGGGGAGGGAGCACAGCCCCAUCCCUGCCUCCAGACAGCCGCAUCCUGGAGGAAAUUAGAUUUCUCAUGUCCUGCCAAGAUUUAAGCUGAUUCCAGGCGCCUCUCUCGGAGAUAGGCUCCGUCCAAUCUCGGAGCAACUCGUGUGGAGAGAGAACAGCCCCGUGUGGUGUGUCAGAGUGGCCCUGAGUCACUGGCCCUGCUCGCUGUGUGCUGGGACACUGAGCAGUGCCAGGAGCGCGGGGUGGCCCCGGCUCGGUCCCUGCACCACGUCCAGAUCCCAGAUCUGGCCCAGGGACUAUCCCGAGGGAUGUGUGUCCUUCUCCCUGCCCCUUCUCCCCUGUGCCCUGCUGGCGAUGGAGCGUCCGGCUGGGCUUGGGGGCUUCUAGGGGCACCGAGGUUUGGUGAUGGGGAUUUGGGUUUCCCAGAGAAGCUGUGGCUGCCCCAUCCCUGGAAGUGUUCAGGUUGGAGCAACCUGAGAUAGUGGAAGGU